Messenger RNA from Trifolium pratense (red clover), 2802 nucleotides. RefSeq names its product DNA cross-link repair protein SNM1. Gene Ontology annotation, molecular function: damaged DNA binding; 5'-3' DNA exonuclease activity; protein binding. The record is from RefSeq and is a predicted model, not a curated record. Bases 93 to 2102 code for a protein of 669 amino acids. Gene Ontology annotation, biological process: interstrand cross-link repair; protection from non-homologous end joining at telomere; double-strand break repair via nonhomologous end joining. The transcript has 10 exons. Lineage: Eukaryota; Viridiplantae; Streptophyta; Magnoliopsida; Fabales; Fabaceae.
UUUUUUUUCAUUCGAAAAAAAGGCAUUAUUUUUAUAUCAUUAUUAUCAUCUUCUUCAAGAUCUCAGAGAAGAAGAACCAACCUCAACCAAUCAUGGCGAAUUUGGAUCAAUCCCAGUUCAGCGACAACGAAGACGAUUACGAACUUCCUCUCACUCAAACACCAUCUCUUCAACCUCUUUCAGACUCCAAUACCACCAAUACUCAACGACCUUCCAAGAAACCCAAAACCAAAACGACUGCGUUUCCUGGCAAAGAAAACAUUCCCCCUUUGGAUGAUAAUUCUAGUUUAGAUUUCGUUCCUUCCACCUUAGAUCCUGAUUCCACCGCUCAAACCGUUUGUUCUUCUUCUGCUUCUCAACUGAAGAAGAUUAACAAACGCGCUUAUUUUCAUAAUUCAUUAGAGUCUAGGUUGGUUGCAUCGAGAGCGAAUGUUUUCGAUUAUGGAGAGUCCGGUUCGAAGGUGAAUUUUGAUGGUUCCGUUGAUUGUCCUCUCUGUGGUGUUGAUAUUUCUAAUUUAACGGAGGAACAACGUCAUCUUCAUACCAAUGAUUGUCUUGAUAAAGCUGGAGAAGAUGUUGCUCUUCCUGGUGAUGAUGUGGGAGCUCAAUCUGCGGCUAACGUCUCUCCUGUUGUUGAUUGGCUACACGAUCUCGGUUUAGCUAAAUAUGAAGAAGUUUUCGCUAGGGAAGAAGUUGAUUGGGACACUUUGCAAUGGCUGACUGAAGAGGAUCUCUUAAACAUGGGCAUAACUGCACUUGGUCCCAGAAAAAAGAUUGUGCAUGCCCUGUCAGAACUCAGAAGAGGAUGUGCCUCUUCAAGUUCAAACGUGAAAAUUGGGGAUGCUGGGGUAGACCCUAGAAAGAGUAGAAACCAGAAAGGCAAAUCACAACAUGACAAAUCUGAAAGGAAAGCCAACGAAAAUGUUAAACCAGCAGCAAACAAAUUAAUUACUGAAUAUUUUCCGGGAUUUGUUACCAAAGAGAAGAAAGCUUCUGGCCCUUCUGCAGAACAACAUGAAACAAAAAAUAGUGACUCGGUUUCUGAUCGAAAGCGCAAAGCAAAAGAUAUAUCCACAAGUGCAAAGAUUCGUGAUGUUCCUAAAUGGUGUGCCAUACAAGGAACACCUUUCCGAGUUGAUGCUUUCAAAUACCUAAGAGGAGAUUGUUCGCACUGGUUUCUCACACACUUCCACAUGGACCAUUAUCAAGGUCUCACCAAGUCAUUCAAUCAUGGAAAGAUCUAUUGCUCCUCUGUUACAGCUAGACUUGUAAAUAUGAACAUGGGAAUUCCAUAUGAUAAAUUACACAUUUUGCAUCUAAACCAAAAAGUUGAAAUAGCUGGUAUUGGUGUGACUUGCUUGGAUGCCAACCAUUGUCCAGGUUCCAUAAUGAUACUCUUUGAACCUCCGAAUGGUAAGGCUGUACUUCACACAGGUGAUUUUCGUUAUAGUGAAGAAAUGGCAAACGACCCUUUCAUGCGAAUAUGUCCUAUUGACACUUUAAUUCUUGAUACCACAUACUGUAACCCACAGUACGACUUUCCAAAACAAGAGGCUGUAAUACAAUUUGUUAUUGAUGCCAUUCAAGCAGAAGCUUUUAAUCCCCAGACUCUUUUUCUUAUUGGCAGCUAUACAAUUGGAAAAGAAAGGCUAUUCUUGGAGGUUGCUCGUUCACUUCGCAAAAAGGUUUAUGUGACUGCAGCAAAGUUACGCCUUUUAAAAUGUUUGGAAUUUACGGAGGAGGAUAUGCAGUGGUUUACUUCCAAUGAGCAUGAAAGCAACAUUCAUGUUGCCCCUAUGUGGACACUUGCAAGCUUCAAAAGAUUGAAGCACAUAUCAAGUCAAUAUGCGAGUCGGUUCAGUCUUAUAGUUGCUUUCUCUCCUACUGGUUGGACAUUUGGCAAAGGUAAGAAGAAGUCUCCCGGAAGAAGGUGGCAGCAGGGUACUGUUAUAAGGUAUGAAGUUCCUUACAGUGAGCAUUGCAGCUUUACAGAACUUAAAGAGUUUGUAAAUUUUUUAUCUCCCAAUAAUAUUAUACCGAGUGUGAAUAAUGAUGGACCUGAAUCUGCCGACGCAAUGAUUUCUUCUCUCAUGUCAACUUGAUUUGUGCACCAAAGGGGGUUCAGUCUACCCUUGUGGCAUCUGUGAUGAACAUUAAAUAAAGAUCUAACAAUUUUAUCAUACCUUUUACAUUUAAGGACACAUUUUCUAAGGAAAAAGAGAAACUGCUUACUUUUGUUUCAGCAUAUUUGAGAAUCAGGAAGUUGAUUGAUCAAAAUUCAUACUAGGGUCUUUGUUGUAAUGCUUGUGCAAUAUGAGCAGCAGUUAUUCCAAUCAAUUUUCAGAGGUAAACAUGUGAAAGGGAGAAAGUAUAUAUUUUAGCAGAGGAUAUCAUAUCAUCUUGCUUAUUUUCAUGCGGAAGUGUCCACAUUUUGCUCAACUGUAAAAUAAAAUCUGAAGUAAUUGCUGUUUACGACAGGAUAAGUUGGAAAGUUUUACAUCCCCUUCUCUUUUUAAUCCUAAAUUAUACCAGGGUGGAGCUUGUGAAAGUUCUUGCUGCACUGCAACGUGUUGGUUUCACCGGGAUUCACCAGAGUCGUUAUUGUUUGAGACCACUAACAUUUGGUUGCAGAAAAUUAUGCUUAGCUCCUUAAACAACCUUUAUAGCCUGUAAUAAUAUUCUUAAAUGUAACGAUGCUCCUGCACUUUAAAUUUGCUGCUUGUAUACUACAGUACAUAACAAUUACUUGCUGCCUGUAUUAUGUAUAAUGCCUAUAAUGUACUGAUUUUAUUCAGUUGCCAA